Annulohypoxylon maeteangense is the source of this 3756-nucleotide messenger RNA. Its product is annotated as CNH-domain-containing protein. The coding region runs from base 1 to 3756 and encodes 1251 amino acids. The transcript is spliced from 4 exons. Gene Ontology annotation, molecular function: guanyl-nucleotide exchange factor activity. Gene Ontology annotation, biological process: intracellular signal transduction. The record is from RefSeq and is a predicted model, not a curated record. Lineage: Eukaryota; Fungi; Ascomycota; Sordariomycetes; Xylariales; Hypoxylaceae.
AUGGCUGAUUACCAGUACGAUCAACGCCGAUAUGGCCCAUCGUCCAACAAUCAGCGAGAUGCCGCUUUCUCUAAUAUCUUCGGUUCUCAUCCCCCGCCCGGUCGAACUGGUACCAUGACCUCAUCGUCUCCGAACAUGCCGCCGCCGCCGCAAGAUGGGAGGACCCAGACAAUGUCCUCUCUCUCGUCCAAUAUGUCUAGUAUGUCACCCGAUAUGCAGCGCCGACCCCCUCCACGACCUCAGCGAACAGGAGGUUACGAAGAGGCAGUAGCGCCCCGAACUAGAACAAUGGACACGAGUAUCGCGAAUGGAUAUUAUCAAAGUCAACGAAAUCCAUCCGGAGGGUACCCACCUCAGGGGCAAAGUCAAUAUGGGAGGCCGCCGAUGCCCCCUGGACCGAACCAAAGACCGUAUCCUGGCCCACCUCCGCAAGGACCCCCGCAGGGACCUCCUCGGUUCGAAUCGAGAGGACCGCCUCCGUCCGGUUACCCUCCGCGAAAUCCAGGACCAAGAUAUUAUCAAGGCGGACCCGGACCUGGACCUGGACCUGCCCCUGCUAUGCGUGACGAUCCUUAUCGCUCCCAAUCUCUCGCAAGUGUACCCCGUCAACCUAUGUACCAGUCGCCCUCUGGCUCGUAUCAAUCUCCCCAGAAUAACUAUCGACCGCCUCCGAAUAAUCCUAUGUCCCGAACAACGGCGCAAGGUCGAGUAGUUCCCGAACGCCAUGAUGACCGAUCAAUGUCCAUGACUGGAUACCCCCCAGAACGCGAUGCUCACCAGAUGAUGAGCGGCCGAGUAAUCCCCAAUCGUUCGAGGGCCCCCUCAAACGAGACACCUACUAUGAACGGCAAUGGUGGAUAUCCUGGAUACAAUGGGUAUGCUCCUGCGCCUGGGAGCGCAACAAGGACGAUGAGCAUGGCUUCGUCAACUGUUGCUGGCGACCACAGUCGUACCAUGUCAAUGGCUAGUACCAUUGUCCCGGAGACUUCUGAACAGGCUCGUCAGCAGUUGGCGCAACAGUCGCAGUCACAACCGCAGCAGCUAGUGCAUCGACCAUCUAUAUCUUCCAGAUCGAUUGAAGGCGAACGACCACCUACGGCCAAGAUACGGCCACCUUUGGUAUACCCCGCGCUUCUCUCGAGGGUGGCUGAAUGUUUCCGGCAGAAGAUAAUUACAGGCGAGCGAACGAAGAACGAGCUGACGUACAAGAAUGCUUUCAGCGGUUCCGAGGCUGUUGAUGUUCUAUCAUACAUCAUCAGGACUACUGACAGGAAUCUAGCUUUGCUCUUGGGUCGAGCUCUCGAUGCGCAAAAGUUCUUUCACGAUGUCACUUACGAACACCGAUUACGAGACUCACAGUCUGAGAUGUACCAAUUCAGGGAGACGCUUAUGGAUGAACCGGAGGAGAAGCACCCGGUUAAUGGUGUAUUUGUCUUGCUAUCUGAGUGUUAUUCCCCGACUUGUACAAGGGACCAACUCUGUUAUUCAAUUGCAUGUCCCCGAAGGUUGGAGCAGGUAUCUCGACUAAAUCUCAAGCCCCAGGUAGGAUUAAGAAAGGAUCAAGAUGCUACCAUCAACGACGACGCGGACCAGACCGACGAGCAAAAGCUCUGGAUCAACACUGUUCCCAAAGAGAUUGCCGAAAGUGUCGGCGACAGAGAAAAGAAGAGGCAAGAGGUCAUUUCUGAAAUUUGCUACACCGAGAGAGACUUCGUCAAGGAUCUCGAGUAUCUCAGGGAUUUCUGGAUCUUGCCGCUGCGCUCCAAAGGGUCGCCGAUUCCUGCCCCGAGAAGGGACAAGGUUGUCCAGAACAUUUUCAGCAACAUCAUCGACAUUCCAAGUAUCCAUUCAGUCAGCUCUAGGUUUGCGAAGGCUCUAACAGAAAGGCAACAAAAGAACCCUGUCGUCAGGAACCUCGGUGACAUUUUCUUGGAAAUUGUCCCUCAGUUUGAACCAUUCAUUCUCUACGGUUCCAAGCAACUGGAAGCCAAGUUUGAAUUCGAGAAUGAACGAUCGAGCAACCCGUACUUUUCCAAAUUCGUCGAAGAGAUCGAGAGGAGGAAAGAAUCAAGAAAGCUAGAGUUGAACGGUUAUCUAACAAAGCCCACGACAAGAUUGGCUCGUUAUCCACUGCUACUAGAAAACGUCUUGAAGUACACGGAGGAUGGCAACCCUGACAAGGAGGAUAUCCCGAAGGUUCUAGUCACGAUCCGCGACCUGCUAAGCAGAGUCAAUGCCGAGUCAGGCAAAGCAGAAAACCGUUUCAAUUUACGCCGCCUACACGAGCAACUCAAAUUCCGACCCGCCGAUCGUGUUGACCUUAAGCUGACAGAAGAUGGACGCGAGUUGGUUUUCAAGACUCAGUUCAAGAAGACCCCUACGGACCCUACCGAUAUCACGGCCUUCCUCUUCGACCACGCUGUUCUCCUGGUACGAAUAAAACAAGUCGGCAAGGGUGAAGAAGUGAAGGCUUAUAGGAGACCGAUUCCGUUGGAGCUACUUUCAAUCAAGGAAAUGGACGAAGUCAUCCCUCAGGCGGGUGUAAAACGAGCUUCUUCGAAUUUGCCAUUCCGUGGUAAGGAUAACGAUAAAAAGACGCCAGAAGGUUGGCCCAUAACCUUCCGUCACUUGGGCAAGAAUUACUACGAGCAGGUUCUGUAUGCUUCAAAUCAGACGGCAAGGAAAAAGUGGCUGGAAUUCAUUGACUCGGCUCAACAACGUCUCCGAGCCCGAGCUGAUUUCUUUAAUGUCAAUACCCUCUCUUCUGGCUUCUUCCAGUCUGGCAAUUUGGUCAAUACUGUAACACCUUUUGACGGUGGUCGCAAACUCAUAUACGGUACUGAUCACGGCAUCUACGUUUCGGACCGAAAGGUUAAGGACCAAGUACCCAAACGUGUUAUCGAAGCACAGCACGUUACCCAGGUCGACGUAUUGGAAGAAUACGGUCUCUUGCUAGUGCUAUCGAACAAAACGAUGUCGUCGUACUCACUUUCAGCUCUAGACCCCAACGAACCGGCGCUCGCGAAGAGGCCGAAGAAGAUCCAGAGCAAUUGCAACUUCUUCAAGACAGGUAUCUGUCUAGGUAGGCAUCUUGUCUGUUGCGUCAAGUCUAGUGCGCUUUCGACAACGAUCAAGGUGUACGAGCCCAACGAUUCAAUGUCCAAGGGCAAGAAACAGAAGGGCUUCGGUAAGAUGUUUAACGCCGGCCAAGACGAAUUGAAGGCAUUCAAAGAAUUUUACAUCCCGACCGAGUCGUCAUCUGUCCAUUUCCUCAAGAGCAAGCUCUGUGUAGCAUGCGCUAGAGGGUUCGAGGUUGUUUCGCUUGAAACUCUCGAAACACAAUCGUUGCUGGACCAGGCCGACACUUCACUUGACUUUGUUGCAAGGAAAGAGGGUGUCAAGCCAAUCCACAUAGAACGACUCAACGGAGAGUUCUUACUUAACUACUCGGAGUUCUCAUUCUUCGUUAAUAGGAAUGGCUGGAGGGCGAGACCAGAGUGGCGUAUUGAUUGGGAGGGAACACCGCAAGCCUUCGCAUUGUCUUACCCGUGGAUCCUGGCGUUCGAGCCAAACUUCAUCGAGCUUAGGAAUAUCGAAAGUGGCGCGGUCCAUAUUGUUCCGCAUAAGAACAUUCGGAUGCUGCACAGUAGUACGCAUGAGAUCUUGUUUGCAUACGAAGAUGAAGCUGGUGGCGACAUUAUCGCAGCUCUCGACUUCUGGAAGAGCAACCGAAAGUCGGAACUGCUUGCUCCAUGA